Etheostoma cragini (Arkansas darter) is the source of this 555-nucleotide messenger RNA. RefSeq names its product CD82 antigen-like. The record is from RefSeq and is a predicted model, not a curated record. Gene Ontology annotation, cellular component: membrane. The transcript is spliced from 5 exons. NCBI's taxonomy places the organism in Eukaryota, Metazoa, Chordata, Actinopteri, Perciformes, Percidae. The coding region runs from base 16 to 534 and encodes 172 amino acids.
AACACUCAGUUGCAGAUGUUUUUAACCUCUGUUGUGUCUCCUCAGUACUUCAGCUGCCUCCUGCUGAUCCUCCUCGCUCAGGUAGCAGCCGGCGCGCUCAUCUACUUCCAGAAGGAGAAGGUGAGUGAUGGCACUUCCUCUUCAUUACCUGCUGGGGUUUUUCCUGACUCAGAACGGGGAUUUGGGGGGCUGGUCCACAUGGAGUGCUGUGGCUGGACGGGCCGUGUGGACUGGAGCGGUAACCAGGUGAUAGUGAACAGCUCCCAGCUGCUGUUCCCCUGCUCCUGCCAGAACGUCUCGCUGGCCUCGGGGAACUUCUCCGAGAGCGGCUUCUGCGAGGCCCAGACGCCCGACUGGCCCGUUUACGACGUGGGUUGUGCUGCCAGCGUGGAGAGCUGGCUCGUCACCAACAUCGGGGUCGUCCUGGGGAUCUGCCUCGGAGUGGCUCUGAUCGAGCUGCUGGGGAUGAUCUUGUCCAUCUGCAUGUGCAGAAACAUCCACACGGAGGACUACACCAAAGUGCCCAAGUACUAAAGACCAUGCAUGGAAACAGUA